AUGUCCAGCGCCCUCGUCCGUGGUGCUCCUUCUCCCAUGGAGCCGACUGUUAUUCAUCGAUCCACCCAACCGAGAAGUCGUCGACCGAAGCUUCAGCAGCAGACAUUUCAGCAACGUCAUCCUCAUCAUCAUCAUCAUCAUCCUCAUCCUCAUCAUCAUCAUCACCACCAGCAGCAGCAGCAGCAGCAGCAGCAAGAACAAGCAGCAGUGGUGCAGCAUAUUGAAUCUUUUCCGUUGUCACCACCGCAGGUCAUCACCCCCGACGCCACCACGACGGCGAAGAACACAGACACGACGACGGUUUCGAGCAUGCCGAGCACGCCGCAGGAUAAUUCGGCGAACACCUCGCCCAAGAACUCGACUGGGCAGACGUCGAUGGAUUCGUGGAUGAUGAAGGAUCAGAGGCGAGGGGGAGGGGGAGGAGGGGGAUCCCCGCCCGAGAGGUUGAAGCAAACCGCCCGGCACGGUAAUCACCAGCACAACAUCGCGCUGCCGUUGUCGGGGGUGUCAUCUUGCUCGAAUCCAAUCAUUCGUCAUCAUGCCCAUCAUGGCCACAAUCAUGGCCAGCAACACCACAGGGAGAACCCGCCGCAGAACCACAUUGAUGACACUUCCACCUCUCCCAGUCCGGACUCUGUCUUGACGACUAUACAGGAAUCGCCCUUUGAUCUUGUCACGCCUUCGAUCGUGACGGUGGAGAAGGCGGCUGCGGCCAAGAUUGCGCUGGAGGGGUAUUUUCAGGAGAAGUUUGCUCUUGGGGCAACGGAUAGAGAGAAGAGGAGGCAGGGGUUUGAGAAUGGACUUUUUGUGGAUGCGGCGGCUGCCAGGGGGGGGAAGGAGACGAAAAAGGGGGGGUUGCUGACCAGUGGGCAGAUUGCCGCUGUCAGACAAGGGUUUUUCAAACAGGAGACUCGGCACCUGAGGGAGACGAGGGUUUUGAAGGCUAGGGGGGCGGGGUUGCUGAUGCGGGAGGGGGUGGACGGGGCGAGGGAGAAUGGGUUUGAGGAGGUGCAGAUUUUGGGGAAGGGGAGUUUUGGGGUGGUGAAGCUGGUGAGGCAGAGUGGUGGUGGGGGAGGGGUGUUUGCCAUGAAGUGUAUACGGAAGGGGGAGAUGAUCAAGACGCAGCAGGAGGGGCAUCUCAAGGCGGAGAGGGACUUUUUGAUCGCGAGCGAGGGGUGUCAGUGGGUUGUUCAGCUCGUGGCGGCGUUUCAGGACUUGAAGAAUUUGUACUUGGUUACCGAGUACAUGCCUGGGGGGGACUUUCUGGGGUUUUUGAUUCGGGAGACUACGCUCCCGGAAGAGGUGGCCAGGUUUUAUGUUGCCGAGAUGAUUCUGGCGGUGGAGGCGACGCAUUCGUUGAAGUUUAUACACCGGGACAUCAAGCCUGACAACUUUUUGAUAUCGGCGAGCGGGCACCUGAAGAUUUCGGACUUUGGGCUGGCGUUUGAUGGGCAUUGGUCGCAUGACUUGGCCUAUUUUACUAGUCACCGGUAUUCGCUCGUGAAUAGGCUGGGGUUGAACGUGGUGGGGGAUAAGCAGGACAGGAAGGAGAGCAGGAGCACGGCUGCGGUGCUGAAGUGGACGAGUGGCAUCAUGACGGGGAUUGGGAAGCAUCAGCCCAAGGUUGGGGUUGGGGUCGGGGUGGAGGGGGAUGAAAAGAGGGAGCCGUUGCUGAGCUGGAGGAACAGGAACGGGAACAGGGGGGCGGCGGUGAGUAUUAUGGGUACGAGUCAGUACAUGGCUCCCGAGGUGGUCAAGGGGGAGUGUUAUGAUGCGAGGUGCGACUACUGGAGCGUGGCGGUGAUUCUGUACGAGUGCCUGUACGGGAGCACGCCGUUCUACAGCGAGGAGGGGAGGUCGGUGACCAAGAAGAAUAUUUUGAACCACCGGGAGACGUUUCGCUUUCCGAGGCAGGGGCCGGCGGUGUCGACGAGGUGUCGGAAUUUGUUGGUCAGUUUGAUUGUGGACAAGGAGGAUAGGUUGUCUUGCAAGGCGUACAAGAUGAAGGACAUGAUUGGGCAGAUUGGGACUGGGCCGGGGGGGCAGAAUCAAAGGGGGAUGACGAGUUCGAUGUCGGCGCCGAGUCUGCCUGCUUUGGGGGUUGCUACUAUGUCGGGGAAUAGUAGUACUGGUGGUGGUGGUGGUGGUGGCCCGGCGCAGCAGCAGCAGCAGCAUCAGACGCAGAAGGAUACACGGUGGACGAAGGAAUAUGUGGACAAGUUUGUGUUCCCUAAUGAUGCUGAGGAUAUCAAGGGGCACAAGUGGUUUAGGUCAAUUGCGUGGGAGCAUUUGCACCAGAUGCCGCCGCCGCAUGUUCCCGUGCUGGACUCGCCGGACGAUGCGACGUAUUUUGAUGACGAGAGUUUGAGUGAUUGGAGUGAGAGCUCUCUGGAGGACAAGCUGUCGGAGGAGGAGGAGGACGAUGAGGAUGAGAUUGAGAACAGGAGGCUUGAGGAGGAGGGGUAUCACGGGUUGAGCAAACGGGUGUUGGAUCAGAUGGUUGAGGAGCAGAAGCUGAUGGAGGAGAGGAGGCGAGAAGAGGAAAAGGAGAGGUUCCUCGGUAAGCUGGGCAGGAGGCCGAGUCUGCAGAGGUGGGUGAUGGAGGCGAUGAGACAGGCGCCGUUUGACAUUGACUAUUACAUGGGGUUGGAGAAAGAGAUUGACAAGGCUAGCCCGGAGUGCGGGGUUACGGAGGAGGAGAAGGAGGUGAUGAAGGCUUUUUUGCUUCGGUACGGGUGUCGGGUGUUUCGGGAUGGGGAGCCCAAGGGGGACGCCGCCAAAGAUAAGAAGGAAGAGAAGAAGAAGAAGAGGCCGAGGGACAAGAUUUUGAGGGACAAGGAGAUGGGAAAGGUGGCGAUGGGUGUGAGGAGACGGACGGCGUUUGCUGGGUAUGAGUGGGUUGGCUGUCGCGGGUUGAAUGGGGGCGAGGUGCUUGGUGGUGGUGGUGGUGGCGGUGGUCAGGAGAAUGUUGGGUUGGAUGGGACGUCGGUGAUGAAACCGAAGCCUGUCCAGCAUUCUCCUCAGCAACAGGUGCAGAUGCAGACACCACGGCAGGUGGUGAAUGUUGGGGCGGUGGGUAUGGAUGGGGGGUAUGACGGAUCUCCCGAGAGUAAUUCCUCGCCUACGUAUCGAUGGGGACCGCAUCCGCAGAUUCACUUACCGCCGCCUCAUGUUCAUUUAUUACCGCCUCAUGCGCUGCCUCCCAUGACGGGGCAUGCGUUUCAACCUGAUCCGUUUUGGAGACCACCACCGGUAGCUCCCCAGCCGCAGUUCACACAUGCUCAUCAUCCUCAGUAUCACCCACUACCGCCACGGCAGUUUUCACCAUUUCCAUUUCAGCAGCAGCAGCAACCGGAUCCUCGACACUUUCAACUACCUCCAUUUCGUCCACCGCCACCGCAACAAGCCCGGAACUAUUCCCCUUAUCAGAGCCAGUACGUACAGAGUCAAGUCCCGAGACAGUUUUCCAUGCCACCACAAGCACAGCCGCAGGCGCCACCACCGCGAUAG
This is a messenger RNA of Podospora anserina S mat+, 3510 nucleotides long. RefSeq lists its product as uncharacterized. Gene Ontology annotation, biological process: intracellular signal transduction; peptidyl-serine phosphorylation. The record is from RefSeq and is a predicted model, not a curated record. The transcript has a single exon. The coding region runs from base 1 to 3510 and encodes 1169 amino acids. Gene Ontology annotation, molecular function: ATP binding; protein serine/threonine kinase activity. NCBI's taxonomy places the organism in Eukaryota, Fungi, Ascomycota, Sordariomycetes, Sordariales, Podosporaceae.